AUGACCACACAAGUGUGCAUGUCAUUUUUACUGAGGCACCAGUUUAGUGUUCUCAUGCAAGCAAAUCCUGUCAGUAUUCCUAAUCCUUUUGGAUGUCAGAAGAGUAACUGGCUUUUGUUUCUGAGCAUCAUCUUAGUAAUACAUGUGACUCAUGGAUGUCCUGAAAAAUGCCUCUGUUAUACAGUUUCAAAGACUGCAGACUGCAAGAAUAGAGGACUUACUGAAAUCCCUACCCAUCUACCUCCUGAAAUUCAGAUACUACAGUUACAGAAUAAUCGCAUUUGGAAAAUCCACCAAAAUUCAUUCACUGGAACCCCACUGCUCAAAAUCUUAGAUUUGUCUAACAACUCCAUCUCCAGUUUGGCACCAGGUGCCUUCCAAAAAUUAAAAUACCUACAGGUUCUAAACCUAACCAGGAACCUCAUUCAUUAUAUAGAAAACAAGACUUUCAGUUUUCUCCCACACCUUAAAGAACUGGACUUGUCAUCUAACAGCAUAAUACGUUUGCCCGAGACUUUGGGAAACAGCACGGGGAAUAUAACACUGCUGUCUGUGAAGCACAACAAACUUCAGAGGAUGGACAGAGUUCUGCUGGAGUCACUUCCCAAUCUGAAAGUGGUCCUCUUCAAAGAUAAUCCCUGGCAAUGUAACUGUAAUGUCUUUGGCCUUAAGCUUUGGCUGGAGAGCUUUUUAUACAGAGGAGGAAUAAGUGACGGCAUCAUCUGCUCUGCCCCGGGGAUUCGGAAGGGCAAAGACCUCCUCCGAGUUCCCUACGAGCUGUUYGGGGCAUGUCCUCUGAGGACGGCGCACGUGCACGUGGCCAGCGCUCACCACCACGGCCUCGAGCACCGAGGCUCCCACAAGCACCUCCACCACGGCGAGCACGGGGAGAGCGGCCGCGCGAGCUGCGAGCCCAAGCCAAAGCCCCGGCCCGGGAGCCUGCGCCACGCCAUCGCCACCGUGGUCAUCACCGGAGUCGUCUGCGGGAUCGUGUGCCUCAUGAUGCUGGCAGCGGCUGUUUAUGGCUGUGCCUACGCGGCAAUUACUGCUAAGUACCACAGGGAGCACUUGGCCCCAGCAAGACAGCAUGGGACUCCAGAGGAAAAACAGCCGUUUGAGAGUUCCUUGGCUUGA
Messenger RNA from Nothoprocta perdicaria, 1134 nucleotides. It is a transcript of the gene LRTM1, whose product is annotated as leucine rich repeats and transmembrane domains 1. Gene Ontology annotation, cellular component: membrane. The record is from RefSeq and is a predicted model, not a curated record. NCBI's taxonomy places the organism in Eukaryota, Metazoa, Chordata, Aves, Tinamiformes, Tinamidae. Gene Ontology annotation, molecular function: protein binding. Gene Ontology annotation, biological process: axonogenesis; regulation of presynapse assembly; positive regulation of synapse assembly. The transcript has 3 exons. Bases 1 to 1134 code for a protein of 377 amino acids.